UUAUGUUUAUAGGCAUGUUUACCCUAACCCUACUUUUGUACUAGUCAAAUGAAAGUUUUUCUGUUGCCUAUUAUUGUUCAUAAUUUGUAUAAGGUUUUUCGUAAUAACAAUCCAAUAGCUUUCAUUUAUUUAAACAUUAUGACCAGUAGAAAACGGCCAAGCAACAGCACUUCGCUACAGCGUUCAAACAUUACCAAACUAAUUGAUAGGUUACAAAUGGUGGAAAACACUAUUCAAUUUGCUGUUGCUGAAAUUGGUGAUAUUAAAAAAGAGUUACUACUUUUACAAGAUGGUUCUACGACCUGUGACGGUGUCAGUGAGACAGCGUUAACUGGAGCUAAAAGAUCGUGUUAUAAUUUUUCAAGAGAAAACGAAUUUGUUGUUGUUUAUACAGAUGGAGCGUGCGAAAAUAACGGUAGAGCAAAUGCGAAGGCCGGAAUAGGUGUUUGGUUUGGACAUAACCAUCCCCUAAAUAUUUCGUGCCCUGUUAAAGGACGACCUACUAAUAAUACAGCCGAGAUACAAGCAUGCAUACAUGCUAUUAAAACUGCUCAUGCAAACGGCAUUCGAAAACUGAAAAUCAAGACUGACUCGGAGUUUGUAAUAAAUUCCAUGACAAAGUGGAUUUUAAAAUGGCGUACCAACAAUUGGAAAGUUGCUGGAGGAGGUGAUGUAAAGAAUAAAGAGGACUUUGUGAUUCUUGAUAAGGAAAUCAAAUUGUUGGAUCAAGUCGUUUGGGAACAUGUGGAUGGUCAUGUAGGCAUUGAAGGUAAUGAAGCAGCAGAUAGGUUAGCAAAGGCAGGUGCCAAUCUAUACAAACCUUAAAAGUUAGUGAUUUUUUAAUUUUUGUAUCAAUAAAGUGGUAAAUCUGUUCAAA
Molecule: messenger RNA, 877 nt
Organism: Photinus pyralis (common eastern firefly)
Lineage: Eukaryota; Metazoa; Arthropoda; Insecta; Coleoptera; Lampyridae
Product: ribonuclease H1
Exons: 5
Coding region: 49-825 (258 amino acids)
Biological process (GO): DNA replication, removal of RNA primer
Molecular function (GO): nucleic acid binding; RNA-DNA hybrid ribonuclease activity
Source: RefSeq, a predicted model, not a curated record